CAGCUUUUUUUCUCAGCGUCACCCCCGCGGAGGCUCACUGAAAGUGUUGGCGUGACUCAGCAUCUAACACCAGUUAUCCUGUAGUGCGAAUGAGGUUUCGAGGAGAGCGGGGUUUUCCCGUGAAACGGUGCUCUAAAUAAACGCUGUCAGCUGGUCGAGCCGAGGCCUGCAGUACCGUUAGGCAGCGGAAGGGUUAGCAUCAUCUGUCGAUGGUUAGCAUCUCCUGCUCGGCCAUGUUGUUAUUUAUCUCUGGUGUGUGGCGUAAAGGUCUUAAUUAAUGCACGUGACAGAAACAAACGCUGCGGACACCGUGUGCAGAACCAGAACCAUACGGUGGGAUCCGGUUCGGUCUACUUUAGGCUCCUGGAGCUAGCUCCUAGCUCCUCUGUCAGGUACAGGAUGGAUAGGAGCUCCAUAAUGAUGAUGAUACUGAUGAAGGCUGAGCUCAGAGCAGAGGAAACGUUUAGCUCACGGUCAUGACAUCAUGACGGGACCAUGUUUUAAGAAUAUUUUAAGCUGUCCAGUGGAAACCCUAUGUAUGAAAGUUUCUACAGACAGGUGGAUCCUGGAAAUACAGGGAGAGUCGGACCAACAGAGGCUGCCCUGUUCCUGAAGAAGUCUGGACUACCUGACGUGACACUGGGAAAGAUCUGGGAUUUGGCUGAUCCUGAUGGAAAAGGCUUUCUGGAUAAACAAGGUUUUUAUGUUGCUCUGCGUUUGGUGGCCUGUGCUCAGAGUGGUCAUGAAGUCAGCGUGUCCAACCUCAACCUCACUGUCCCUCCUCCAAAGUUUAUUGACACCAGCAGUCCAUUAUUGAGCACCACAACCUCUGCCUCUGGAGAACCCCACUGGGCUGUUAAGCCUGAGGAGAAAAAUAAAUUUGAUGGGAUUUUUGAAAGUCUGAUUCCAGUAAAUGGUCUGCUGUCGGGAGAGAAGGUCCGACCAGUUCUCAUCAACUCCAAGCUGCCUCUGGACAUCCUCGGGAAGGUUUGGGACCUGAGUGACAUCGACAAAGAUGGACAUCUGGACAGAGAUGAAUUUGCCGUGGCCAUGCACCUGGUGUACCGGGCCUUGGAGAAGGAACCAGUUCCUGCCCUCCUCCCCUCUUCUCUCAUCCCCCCAUCUAAGCGGAAGAAGAGUCUCUGCUCAGUAACGGGCACGGUUCCUGGACUACCAGCCAGCCCCCCACCACCCAAAGACUCGCUGCGCUCCACGCCGUCUCACGGCAGCAUGACGUCACUCAACAGCACCGGCAGCUUAUCGCCCAAACACACACUGAAGUCAGGACAGCAUUCAUUGAACUGGGUGGUCCCGGUGUCAGAACGUGGGCGGUACGAUGACAUCUUCUUAAAGACCGACGCUGACCUUGACGGAUUUGUUAGUGGACAGGAAGUGAAAGAUAUCUUCAUGCAGUCUGGACUUUCUCAGAAUAUUCUUGCACACAUAUGGGCUUUGGCAGACACCAGGCAGAUAGGCAAACUGAGCAGGGAGCAGUUUGCUCUCGCCAUGCAUCUCAUCCAGCAGAAAGUAAGCAAAGGCAUCGAUCCUCCGCAGGCACUGACGGCAGACAUGAUCCCCCCCUCUGACAGAGGAACUCCAGUACCAACUAUCUCAGGAUUCAUGACUCCAGUUGGAUCAGAGAUGGCAGCUCUGUCAGAAAUUAGAAGGGACAGCUCUAGUUCCAUGGGUUCUGGAGAGUUCACUGGCAUAAAGGAGCUGGAUGAUAUCAGCCAGGAGAUCGCCCAGUUACAGAGGGAGAAGUACACUCUGGAGCAGGAUAUCAGGGAGGCAGAGGAGGCCAUCAGACAGAAGUCUACAGAGGUGCAGGAGAUGCAGAACGACCUGGACAGAGAGACAAUCAGCCUGCAGGAGAUGGAGGCUCAAAAACAAGAUGCUCAGGAUCGCUUAGAGGAGAUGGACCAGCAGAAAAAUAAACUGGAGGACAUGCUGAACGAAGUGCGCAUCAAGUGCCAGGAGGAAGCUCAGAUGAUCUCAACUCUCCAGAGCCAGAUUCACUUGCAGGAGUCAGACCUUCAGAACCAGGAGGAAGAGCUCAGCCGGGCGAAGGCAGACCUUGACCGGCUGCAGCUGGAGGAGAGUCAGCUGGAGCAGAGCCUUGCUGCUGGCAAGAUCCAGUUAGAAACCAUCAUCAAGUCUCUGAAGUCCACCCAGGAUGAGAUUAACCAGGCUCGCAGCAAGUUGUCACAGAUUCAGGACAAUCAACAGGAAGUGUCUAAAAGCAUCGAGCAGUACAACAGCACACUGAACGGAACCCACGGAGGCAGCAUGACCAACCUGGCAGACAUGAGCGAGGGCUUCAAUGACAGAGAGAACGGGGGCUUCUCAGCCAUGGGGAGGGUCAGACAGGAGGAUCCAUUCAAAGUAAAGACAACCGUGUUCAACAGCCAGCCUCAAGAACCUCACACAGACCCCUUCCACUCUGAAGACCCCUUUAAAACAGACCCAUUCAAAGGUGAUCCAUUUCUAAAUGAUCCAUUUGCAAAGCCACCACCAACAACUACAGUUUCCGCUGCAGAUCCUUUUGGAGGAGAUCCAUUCAAAGACGCAGAUCUGUUCAAGACUUCGUCUGAAGAUUUCUUCAAGAAGACCACAAAAACAGAUCCUUUUUCCACACCAGACCCCUUCAGUAAAAGUGCCACCUUACCUUCCAAGCAAACCAAUUACUUUACAAGCGCUGACCCGUUUUCCUCAAGCCACUCAAAGCCAAGAGCACCAGAUCUGUUCAGCCCAUUAGACCCAUUUGGAAGCAGCUCGUUCAACAGCAGCGUGAACACCAACGCUGGGUUUGCAGACUUCAGUCACAUGUCAAAACCUAAAGAGUCUUUUGAAGGACGGGCCAGCUGGCUGCCAGACUACCAGAAGGCAGUGUUUGUGGAUGACCCAUUCAGCAGGAAAAGUGACAUACCAGCUCUACCUCCAAAAAAGACCAUCCCUCCAAGACCCAAACCACCCAGUGGUAAAACAACACCAGUGAGCUUGACUGGCCCAGCAGACCCUUCCAAACCAUGCGACCCCUUCCAGUCAUUCACCUCUGAUGUCAUCGACCCGUUCCAGAGUAAAAAAGGCCCUGGAGACCCAUUCAGUGGGAAAGACCCCUUCGCCCCGUCUUCAGCAUCAAGACCUGAUAAAGUCAAGUUCGGGAACGAAGCUCAGCAGUUGGAGUGGGCCAAGCGUGAGAGUGAGCGGGCAGAGCGUGAGCGUCUGAAGAGGCUCCGACAGCAGGAGCAGGAGGACCUGGAGCUGGCCAUCGCUCUCAGCAAGGCAGAGAUGUCAAAUGCAUUACCUGAAACCACUACAGGCCAUCAAGGCAGCAGGACUGUGACUGAACAUCCAGCCAUGUAGACAUGAGGCCCUGAGCUCCAGUAACUCCCUCAUCUACAUUGUGCAAAACACACACACACACAAAUCCAUCAGUGCGCACUGACGCUCCUGUUGACAGAAAGAGGAACUUUAGUUCAGCCCUGACGUCCUGAUGGAUCGGUCCACCAAGCCGAGAAGAUCAAACACCUCAGCAGUAUUCAGUCUAAGCAGCUCUUCUCCACUUGAUAUCUCAACAUGGAAAAAUCAGCAUAUCGUCAAAAAGUGCUGACUCACUAAAAGAGCUAACAUCGAUGUUUACCCCAGACGCAGAUAUUUUCCUGUUUGUGUCGCUGUAAUGUGAGCAUAACACUAUGAUUCCAGCUACAGUGCUGUUUCCUCCUCAGAAGGCUUUUUUUCCCUGAUUGUAGGCACAAAGAAAAGUUGUUGUCAAGGUUGUAGAAGUUGUUUAUACUUUUAUUUGUUCAGUAUUUGCUUUGGAGAAGGAUCUGCCCAGGAUUCAUAUGGUCUCUAAGGGACCAGGCUUAAAAUUUUGUUUUAUUAAACUGUACGGGUUGUACAGAAAUUAAGUUUAUUGUGUUAUCAAGUUGUUGGUUUUUGUUAUUGUUUUUAAGAGCAGACCAGAACCUCCAGUAACAUUAGAACAGACAGAUAGCAGAUAACACAGGAGAAGUGUCUGUGUUCGCGUUUGCUUUUCUUUCAUUUGUCUAGAUGUCUUUUAUCAGUAAUUUCAAUGUUUAUGAUGUGAAUUAUCACUAAUUCUGUUACAAAACAAACUCAGAAUUUCAAACUCACUUUUAAAGCAACAAUCAACCUUAUAGUAACAUAAAUAAGAACAUUUUAUAUAAAAUGUCUUAGAAUUUAAGGCCCUGUCACACUGCAACGUUUUAGACAACUUGGGCCAGCUUAUGACUAUUUUACUCAUAUUGGAUCUAUAUUUGAUCUAAUUAGCAUUACAGCAUGUAUAGGUCCAAAAAGUUUUUUUUAUCAACUUAGACUUGUCCUCGUGCCAUCUCCUCCACGAACAAAACUGGGCGAUCAUCCUCCAUGAAUUCUUUGUCUUUAUGAGUUUUUGUAAAGAUGGUUGUAUUUUCCAACGGCCUCGGCCAGCUGCUGCUCUGCAGAGCUGUUGAAGCCAAAAGAGAGUGCAAUUCAACCACUUUUGCAUAAACGCGCCCACAAAGUUCUAACUAAAAACACAAGACUCGGCACAUACCCCUAUGAGAAAAGGCAAUGUGAGAACAAAAAAGAUUUAGUUUUUGUCACAAAACUACCUCAUUGAGAACAAAUAUCUUGAAGUUGCGUAUAAAUCAGCCUUUACAUGUUCACCAGAUUUUGUUAUGUUCACAAGAUGUUCAUAUGUUCGUUGGAUAUUCACUUAUUCAUUCCUGUAUUUUUUGGACAUCAAAAACAUUCUUGGAUGUUCACGAUGUUCACCAGACAUAUACAUUUGCCAGAUGUUCACAAAUUUGCCAGAUGUCAAAUGGUUGCCAGACUUUUGCAUGUUUGCCAGACGUUAACAUGUUUGUUGAACUAUCCAAAGUUUCCCCCAAAAAACUUGCUAAGGCUGGCAUUUGCUUUUAUAGUCCCGGUGGUGGGCAGCGGAGCAGUAUGGUAAUGAUUUCGAUGAGGGAGGUGAGUGGAGUGGUAUAGUUUCUAAUGCCUAGGUAGCGGAUUGCUACGUUGCUAAUGCUAGGUCCCAGCCACUUAUCGUGUUGUCUCAAUCUCCAGUGGCUCAAAACAA
Molecule: messenger RNA, 5083 nt
Organism: Austrofundulus limnaeus
Lineage: Eukaryota; Metazoa; Chordata; Actinopteri; Cyprinodontiformes; Rivulidae
Gene: eps15l1a
Product: epidermal growth factor receptor pathway substrate 15-like 1a
Exons: 26
Coding region: 535-3363 (942 amino acids)
Biological process (GO): endosomal transport; endocytosis
Cellular component (GO): cytoplasm; clathrin coat of coated pit; plasma membrane
Molecular function (GO): calcium ion binding; cadherin binding
Source: RefSeq, a predicted model, not a curated record